AUGUUGAAUUUAUUCACAAUUAUUUCGCUGCUUUUCCUGCACCAUUUGGUGGUCCCACAGGCCACGGGCAAGUGCAGAUUCAAUGAGAAGUACUUUGAUAACUUCACGCUGGAAAUCGUUAACAAUACCAUGGAAUUGGACAUGGUGACGCCCAGGACGAUUCAUCGAGGCCUCAAGGUUCUCAUUGAUGUCCAGAUCAGCCUCGACAAGGAAAAGAGCUACCAGCGGCUCUUUGCUCACAUCCUGGACACCUGCAGCAUUGUCUCCUCGGUGAGGACCAGCAUGUUCAAGAGCUGGUUCGACAGCAUGCGAAAGCACGGCAACUUCAUGACCAACUGCCCAGUGCCAGCGGGCCAUUACUUCCUGCGAAAUUGGAAGCUGGAGUCCAAUCUCGUGCCGCACUAUCUGAUGCCCGGCGACUACCGUGUAUUGGUCCACUUUUUUUACGGCAAGCAGAAGACCAGCCAUGAGGAGUUUGUACUCGACAUGGACAUCUACGCGAUGAUUAGGAAAUCAUAG
Molecule: messenger RNA, 519 nt
Organism: Drosophila obscura
Lineage: Eukaryota; Metazoa; Arthropoda; Insecta; Diptera; Drosophilidae
Exons: 2
Coding region: 1-519 (172 amino acids)
Source: RefSeq, a predicted model, not a curated record